This is a messenger RNA of Plutella xylostella (diamondback moth), 9889 nucleotides long. It is a transcript of the gene wb, whose product is annotated as wing blister. The record is from RefSeq and is a predicted model, not a curated record. Gene Ontology annotation, molecular function: extracellular matrix structural constituent. Gene Ontology annotation, cellular component: basement membrane. Gene Ontology annotation, biological process: animal organ morphogenesis; tissue development; axon guidance. NCBI's taxonomy places the organism in Eukaryota, Metazoa, Arthropoda, Insecta, Lepidoptera, Plutellidae.
GUAACCUUUAGAUGCAUAAGAAAAGCUCAAGCUUUGCUCUUCAAACAAAAGCACACGCAGUAUUUUAAAGCUCGUUGAACGUAGCGAUCGUGUGAGCUUAUUCUCUGGAACUUUUACGUGAUUUUAUUGUCUCGCGCGCGUAUUUAUUUUGAAUUGAAAAAAGUGUCUUAUUUGAUUAUGACGUUUUAUAAGUGCCAUUUCCGGUUAAAUUAACUCGAUUAUUUAUAAUCUUAUUUUAUAAUUAUAAAAGAAAAGAGUUUUGUGCAAAAAAAUAAAAUGUGGAAAUAAUGUUUCAUUAAAACAGCAUUUUAACUGAACUUAGUUAUUAGAAAUUUCUGCAUCUAACUUCAAAAUAUACUUAAUAAAAAGUGUUCAAUUGACUUUUUCUAAAUCAGCUGUGAAUUUAGUUUUUCGCUGAGGUGCCAUCUUGGAGAACUAAAAAGUUUACUUUUGAAGUCUUGUUGUUUGUUUGUGUCUUGUGUUUUUACCAACGAUUUAUGAACGUAUUAGUGUUUGUGAUGGUGUGAGCCGACUGCCCGAGGAUGAGGUGGUGGCUGGUGCUGCUGCUGGUGGCUGCAGUGGCUGCGAAGGGGAAGAAACAUAAACACCAGAAACCUGGUCGAGCGGUCCUGGACCGGCUGGCCAGCACGACGGUCAGCGAGCCGGAGCCGGGCGGAGGCGGCGCGGGGGCGGGGGCACGGCACCCUGCCCCCCUGGACGUGGCCCCCUACUCCCGCGUCGACGCCAGCGCCACCUGCGGCGCCGACGGCGUCGAGGAGUACUGCAGGGAGAUGCCCGCCAAACGCGGCGUGGUGUGCGACUCGUGCGAGGGCGCAGGCGGCGCGCCGUCGCGGCGGCACCCGGCGCGGCACGCCGUGGACGGCGACCCCGGCACCUGGUGGCAGAGCCCCACCCUGGCCGCGGGCGACCAGUACAGGGACGUCAGCUUGACCGUGACGCUGCCUGAUACCAUGGAGCUAUACCACGUGAUCAUCAAGUCCGGCCCCUCGCCCCGCCCCCUCGCCUGGUCCCUCGAGAUCUCGUCUUCAGAGACAAAUGACGACUGGGAACUGGUCCGAGCCUUCGGAGACAAGGAGCAUUGCAGGAAGCUGUGGGACCUGCGGCCGGAGCGACGGAGACGGAAAGUCAGGCGAGCUACGGGAGCGAAAAGGAUGAACAGAGCGGAUAAGCCGACCUGUUCCACCCAGUUUACUAGUCCACGGCCUUUGGAGAAUGGUGAAAUGCACUACGGCCUCGGCGGCGUCCUAGCGCGUCGCGUGCGCAUCUCCCUCCGCGCCCCGCACCCCGCCAGCCCGGACCGGCAGUACUACACCGUGCGAGCCCUGACCGUGGCCGCUAGCUGCAGCUGUGGGGGGCAUGCGGACAGAUGCGCUGUGGGGACUGAUGGCGCCAAGUGCAUAUGCGAAGACAACACAUGCGGCGACCAUUGCUCGCUGUGCUGCGGCGGCGGCCCUUCCUCCCCGGACGCGGCCUGCGAUGUAUCUCGUCCCGGCGAUGUGGUCGACGCGGAUUGUCAGUGCGGGGAGCGCGGCCAGUGCGCGUAUGAUGAUACCGGGGCUAUACUGUGUGUUAAUUGUACGGAGAACCGCGCGGGUCCGCUGUGCGACCGCUGCCUGGCCGGCUUUUACAGCGUGGCCAGCGACGGGCCCUGCCUGCCCUGCGACUGCGACCCUGAGGGGUCUGAUGGCACAUGCAAGUACAACAAGAAGCAGCGCUCGGUGCAGUGCGCAUGCGUGGCCGGCGCGUCGGGCGCGCGCUGUGACGUCACCGCCUGCGCGUGCGACGAGCGAGGGGUCGUCGACCCCGCCGCGCCGUGCGACCAGGGGUGCAGGUGUAAGCCCAACGUCGUCGGCCUUCGAUGCGAUUCCUGCGCCGCGGGGUACUUCGGGCUGGCGGAGGGGAGCGCGGGGGACGGGGGGUGUCGUGAGUGCUACUGCGCCGGCGCCGCCGACCGCUGCGAGCCGGACCCACAGCCGGGGGUGCACAUGGCGCUGCCGCUGGGCGAGGAGCGCUGGCUGGUGGCGGCGCUGGCCGGGAAUCAAACCCUGAGCCCCGACGUGGAUGACCAGGGGAAGCCCUACUUGAUCAGCUACGAGGUAGAAGGCUGGGACUCGUACUACUGGACCACCACCUCGUUCAGCGGUAGUCAGCUGUCUGCAUACGGCGGUAGUCUGGUGACUACGGUCUCGUGGAGCAUCGUGCGAGGAGACACGGGCGGCAGUCCUACCCUGCUGCCUGAUUAUGUUAUUGUUGCUGAAGACGGAACUCGCCUAUGCUCAACAUUCACCCAAUACGAGACACCGGGCGAGACCACACUACAGUCACCACUAGUGGAAGGACACUGGCGGUUCCUGGACCCCGCCCCAGCGGCAACCGGGGUCGACCCCGCCGCAGGGGCAACUGGGGUGAACCCCACCCCCGGGGUGAGGGCCACUAGGGUGGAGCUGAUGGAUGUCCUGGCGAGGGUGAAGAUGCUGAUGGUCCGCGCGCACUUUCAUUGGGAUCAGGAUGAGGUCCGCCUAAACACAGCCGCCGUCACCCCGUCACCGCCCUACUCUCGCGAGCGCUGCGCAUGCCGCCCCGGCUACUCCGGCGCACAUUGUACGGAGUGUGCGUGGGGCUAUGCGCGCGUGGCCAACGUGUGUUUACCGUGCGCGUGUAGCGGACAUGCUGCUUGUGAAACUGUGGAGGGUGCGUGCGGCCCGUGCCAACACAACACGACGGGCCCGCACUGCGAGCGCUGCCUGCCCGGGCACUACGGGAACCCUUUGAAGGGAGGUUGCAAACCCUGCGCCUGUCCUCUCUACGAGGCGUCCAACAACUUCAGUCCGCUGUGCGCGCUGGCCUCGCCCGAUGAUGAUGACGACUUUGUGUGCACGCAGUGCCCUGAUGGGUAUACCGGGGAUCGGUGUGAAAUGUGCGACGCCGGCUACUGGGGCUCCCCCCUCACCCCCGGUUCCUCCUGCCAGCCCUGCGCGUGCGGGGGCGCGGCGUGCCACCCCGCCAGCGGCGCCUGCGUGCAGUGCGGCCCCCACGCGCGGGGGGCGGCCUGCGACCAGUGCCAGGAGGGCUACUACAACGACUCCUCCUCCCCCGCCUGCGUGCCAUGCGCGUGCGGGCCCGGCUCGCUGCACGCGCUGUGCGACGAGCGAGGCGCGUGCGCGUGCGCACAGGGCUGGGCGGGGCGCGCGUGCGAUGUGUGUGCGGAGGGGUAUGGAGACAUAACCUCAAACUGCCCGCCCUGCGCUUGCGGCGUUGCCGCUCUGUCGCCCGCGUGUGACGUCACGACCGGCCGCUGCGCCUGCGCCGCCGGCGCGCUGCCCCCGCGCUGCGACGAGUGUGCGCCAGGAUUCUACCAGCUCACGGCUGACGGGUGUAGCGGCUGCAACUGUUCGUCGCUGGGCUCAGAGAGCAAUGUAUGCGACAUCCGAAGCGGGCAGUGUCGUUGCAAGCCGUACGUCACCGGCAGAGCCUGCGACACUUGCGAGGAGGGCUACUGGGGCCUCACGGCGGGCGGCUGCCGGCGCUGCGAGUGCGGCGCGGGCGCGGCGGCGUGCGACCCCGUCACCGGCGCGUGCGCGUGCGCGCGGGGCGUGACCGGUGCGCACUGCAACACGUGUCUCAGUGGGUUCUACGGGUUUGGACCGGCGGGAUGCUUGCCCUGCCCCGCCUGUACGGACGGCAAGGUGUGCUCCCGCGAUACGGGGCGCUGCGUGUGUCCACACGGCACGCGGGGCCCGCGCUGCGGGGCGUGCGCGCGGGGGCACUGGGGUCGUGCCCCCAACUGCAGUAGGUGCGAGUGCGGCCCUGGCGCUACUGGACCCAACUGCGACCCUCUGACCGGCCAAUGUCAGUGCCGCCUGGGCUGGGCGGGUCGGCGGUGUGAGAGGUGCGCGGGGGGGCACUACGGGCCGCGCUGCCGCCCCUGCGCCUGCGACCAAGCCGGCGCCGUGUCGUCGCAGUGUGAUGAUGAUGGGAGAUGUGUUUGCAAGUGUGAUGAUGAUGGGAGAUGUGUUUGCAAGGAGAACGUGAUCGGCGACAAGUGCUCCCGCUGCAAGGAGGGCACGUUCGGUCUGUCCCCCACCACCCCUGGCGGGUGUACCGCGUGCUUCUGCUUCGGCCGCAGCGCUCAUUGCACGCAGGCGGGGCUGACCAGGGCGGCCGUCCAUGCCGCCAGGCAUACGCAUCUUAGGUUAGCAAGAUACAGAAGCUUGAACAGUAUUUAUUUUUUCCAGUUGGAGCAAGAGUCUCUGCUGGCCAUCCACUCGUCGUCUCCCGAGGUGACGAUCGCGCUGCCGCGCCCGCCCGUGCCCGUCUACGUCGAGCUCGACAAACGGUUUCUUGGAGACAGAGUGACGUCAUACGGCGGGCUGCUCCGCUUCACCGUUGAGGAGGAGGGGGGGGAGGAGCUGCCUGCGGAUCUGCUGGCGCGCUUCCCGCUGGUGCGCCUGGCCGGCCCGCCGCCCCUCGCGCUAGACUACUACCAGCGCACCCCAUCCCGCAACGGCACGCACUCGGUCCGUCUCCACGAGAGCCUGUGGCAGGUGACCUCCCCCGCGCCCCCCGCCCCCCACGGCGCCCCCGCGCCCCGCGCCGCCGCCCGCGCCGCCCUGAUGGUGGCGCUGCAGCAGGUCACGAGGCUGCUGCUGAGGGUGACCACGAGGCAGCCUGUCACUGACUAUGUGCAUGCAUUAUUACUGAACGUAUCACUAGACACGGCUAUAGACGGCGUGAGCCGCAGCGCGCCGGCCGAGGGCGUGGAGCUGUGCGAGUGUCCCGAGCAGUACGCCGCCUCGUCGUGCCACCACCCUGCUGUAGGCUUCUGGAUGCCGCCGCAGAGCGUGCACUACAAGGCUGUGGCGGGCACCAUCGUCAUCGAGUUGGAGGGCGACGCGCGCGCCUGCGAGUGUGGCGGGCGAGCGAGGGAGUGCGACCCAAGGACUGGGGAUUGUUUGAACUGCACAGCCAACACAGCGGGCCCCCGUUGCGACAUCUGCGCGCCUGGUCACCACGGCUCGCCCAACACCGGCUGUCUGCCGUGCCCCUGUCCUCAUGAGAGUAGGAACCACGCCGCCGCCUGCGCUGUGCAGCCGACUCUGCAGUGCUUAUGUUUGCCUGGCUAUACUGGCGAGAAAUGCAACGCCUGCACUCCAGACUACAAGCCCACCAUCACCGGCGACUGCGAGCCAUGCGACUGUGACCCUUACGGCUCUCUCUCCCAGCACUGUGAUGAGAGCGGCAAGUGUCUGUGUCAAGACUUCGCGACCGGAGACAAGUGUGAUAAGUGCAGAGAUAGAUCUGCGUUCAUGGAUAAUGGAGGAUGUUCGCCCUGUGACAACUGCAGCCAGACGCUUCUGCACACAAUAUCGCACAUCAACAGCGAACGAAAAUCCAAAGCGGACCCGACGGAGCUACGUCGCCUCCCGAAGCCUUACCCCGCCCUCUUACAAUUCUCUUCCAACUGCUCCCACUUGUAUAACCAGUUGCCUCUACUUAGGGAGUAUAAGGAAGGUUCUAGAAGACUCGGGGAGGAGUUGGAGGAAGUGUGGGGGAGGGGAGAGGAGGUGAAGGGGAGGGUGGAAGCGCAGCGGGAGUUGGCGUUGUUGAAUGAUAAGGCGGCUAAUUAUUUGAGUGUGGAGAGUAUGACUGGCUUAGAAGACGUGCUUACCCUCCGCCGCCGCAUCGCAGAGCAAGUGUCCUUACUAGACGACUUCGCGCAAGGAGAGCGGCACGUCAGCGCGCACCGCGCCCUGCGCCACGCCGCGCACCUGCUGGCUGUCAUCAAGGGCGUGAGCUUGGAGACCAGGGCGGCGGCGGCUAGGGAUGUGUUGGAUAAGGCGACAUCACAAUCAACAUCAAUCCAAGAGCACGACUACCAGAUAUCGUCCACUCUCUCCCGCUUGCAAGCGCUCCAAUCAGCGCUGUCCGUUUGGUCGGCGAAGUUGGAUGACGUGUCGCGAUUGGCCGAGCGCGUGUGGGAUGCGGGGGAUACGGUGACGGCGGUUGGUCAGCGGGUCAGACCGAAGUUGGUGGAGAUUAGGGACCUUGGACUCAGGUGUCGGCUGGUGCUUGAGGACAUAUCAACAGCCUCGACCCACAACCUGACAUCCCAGCUGAUCUCCAGCCUCCACCAAUCAGACACGCUAUCCCGGGACUUCCCCGCGGCCACGGCGGAGCUGACGGCCCUCGCCGCCGCGGCCGAGGAGAAGGAGGGCAUCCUGUAUAACCUGACACCGGUGUAUAGGGACAAGUAUCUGAUGGCUGUGGAGAAACAUGUCGCUGAGUUGGGGGAGAAGGCGAAGGUUUAUAAGAGUCUAUUCGCGGGCACCCGCUCCUUCGCCUCCGCGGGUCUGGGCGCCGCCCGCGCCUGGGCGGACGUGGGCGCCGCCCUGGCCGCCGCCGCCACCGCCGCCACCAGCGCGCUGACCCACGCCACCCUCGCCACUAAACUGGCACGGGGACCUAAACCACUAGUCAGUGUGGCUGAGGAAGCGAAGCUGGCGUCUAGCAGGCUGGUUGGCAAGGGAGAGGAGACUUUGAAGAGGGCUGAAGAGCUCUCCACAAAACUACAACAACUCACCCGCUCGCUCUCCCUGGUGCCGGUGACGCUGGGCGGCGCGGGCUGGGCGGAGCGGCGCCUCGCCCCGCGCCCCGCGCCGCCGCCCGCCGCCACCGCCGCCGCCGCCGCCGCUGCCGCCAGGCAGGCCGCUGCGAGUAGAGCGCUGUAUGAUCAUGCUUCUGAGAUUCGCAGACAAACUCGGUACAACCUGCGGCGACAGCUGACAGAGCUGCAGAAGCACGGCGACUCGCAAUUAGGAGCUGCGCAAGAGCACGUAUCUCAAAUCCGCGGCAACACACUGCUAGCAACGGAAGCGGCGGGCGCACUGGCGGCGGCGGCGGCGGCGCGCGCCUCCGAGCACCGGGCGGCUGAUGUGAGGGUCCGCCCGUCUGUCACACAGCUGAAGGACAUGAUCGCCCGGGCGAAGCAUGCCGCUGAUGCUAUACAAGUGUCCCUGACAUCAAAGCCGGGUUCAGUGGGCUGCUCUCGCGCCUACCGUCUGCCGUCCUACUCUGCCUCGCUCACUCGCAUAUCUCUUGCCGUCUCUUUCGACAACGCAGUGAGAGACGGCACACUCCUCUCCCUCACUCCAGAAGAGGACUCAAGCUAUAUGAAGCUCUAUGUCGAGGACGCAAGGCUGAAGUUGAAGUGGAGUUUGGGGGAAGAUGAAGGGUUUCUGGAGCAUAAAGAGGCGCUGGAAGCAACGCACGAUGAUGCUGAUCACACCUCGUAUAGGAUUGAGAUUAACAGAGUCUGGAACGUGGUAACCCUAUCCCUCUCCCGGUCGGGCCACCCCCCCUCCUCCAUCACCAACUCCACCCGGGGCGGGGUCACACUGGGCCGCUCGCGCGCCUGGCUGGGAGCCCCUGGAGCCCCGCUGCCGGCUUGUGCGCAUGCGCUGUAUUAUGAUGACAGGAGAGUGGGGCUGUGGAACUUUGUGGAACAGCCGGCCGAGGCGCAGUGUAUGGGCUGUACGCAGAGAUGGUACUCAGCGGCUCGCGACGGCGAGCCCAACCUGGUGUGGUUCAGCGGCGAAGGCUACGCGGAGCUGAGGAGGUCCAGCUUCCGCCCCGCCGACGCCCGCGCCUUCAGCCUGUCGCUCGUGUUCCGGACCAGGGAUGACAACGCACUGCUGUUCAUGGCUGUUGAUGCUGCUAAUAACCGCUCAGUCUCAUUAUUCCUGCGCAACUGCCACGUAGUCUUCCUAGUCGAGUACGGGGUGUCCACGCUGCAGAUCGCGGCGCGCGGGCGGCACUGCCACGGCCGCGCCGUGCACGUGCAGGCCAUACGCGUGUUCGCGACCAACAAGCUGGAGAAAGGCAGUCUGCGCGUGAACGGCGAAGAGACCCUGGGCUCGCCCGACCCGCCCGUGCAGUCACCAUCAUCGCUCCCUGACCUCUCCUCAUCAGUGUACUGGGUGGGGGGCGCUGCGCCCGGCGCGCCCCCCGCGCCGCCCCCGCUGCUCGGGUGUUUGGGGGCGCUAACGGUGGAUAGAGAGGGGUAUGAUCUGAUGGAUACUCCGAAUAGACAUGGGUUGGAGCCGAAUUGCGGGCCGAGGACGCUCCGCUCAGCCACAUCCACUGGUUCCGGCCACAUAGAACUCCCCGCCCCCGCGUUCCGUCGCAAAGCGGCGCUAGGACUGUCCUUCAGAGCGCGCGCCCCCUCCGGGCUGCUGCUUUACCGCCCCCACUCGGGGCUGAUAGCGCAGAACGAUGUCGAUGAUGAAGAUGAUGGCGAUGACAAGCAUUACUUAGCUAUUUCGCUCGUUGAUGGCGAGCUAGUAGUGGUGAUAUCGGCGGGUAAGAGCGAGCUGCGGCUGAGAGCCAACGGCACACGGCUAGACGACGGCCGAUUACACACUAUACGACUAGUCAGAGCUCACAAGCAGGUAGAGCUCUGGAUCGACUCCGCCCGAACCCUCACCGGCACUCUCUCCGGGAACGCCCUGGCUGCCCGGGCGCGGGGGCUGUACCUGGCCGGGCUGCCCCCGGGGCUGCGGCCGCGGCUGCAGGGGGGUGAAGAGGUGGCGUGGGGCGCGUUUAGUGGCACGGUGGCGGACUUUAUUGUGGAUGGGAAUUUAAUAGGUCUCGAUACAGCUGUGAACUGGGGCGGGGUGCGGCUGGGCCGCGCCGACAGCGAGCCCGAGAGCGAGCCGAGAACCGAACCCAGGGCCCUGCAGGCGCAGCCCGCCAAGCCCGCUCUUUGCACCAAGACAGAGUCAUACACCGUAGAGCCGGGCGCGGUGCGGUUCGGCGACGCCCCGCACAGCCACCUGGUGCUGCGGCUGCCGGCGCGCCGCGAGCUGGCCGUGGCGCUGCAGCUGCGCACGUUCAGACACACCGCGCUGCUGCUGCUCGCCCCGGGUUCCAAGUCGAAGCCCCGCCACUACAUAGCACUAGUUCUUCGAGACGGCAAGCUGCGUCUGCUGGUGCGCGGGCGCAAGCGACGCGACCUCACGCUCAGCCAGGACGUGGCCGACGGCACGUGGCGCUCCGUAUCAGUCCGCAUCUCGCCCUCUCGCCUGGUGUUAGCCAGCGGCGGCGCGGCGGUGACGGCCCGCGCGCCGCGCCGCCUCGCGCACGCGCCCCGCCUGUACGUGGGCAACGCGCCCCCACCGCCCACCACUGUGCCUGACUCCGUGGUCCGUAUCGGAGGCUUACGCGGCUGCGUCCGUAAAGUGAUUAUAAACGGCAUUGCCCAAGACCUGGCUCGCGCGGCCCCCUCCCCCCGCCAAGUGGGGCAGUGCUUCCCCGCCGUCGAGCCCGCCGCGCACCUCGCAGGCGACGCAUACGCGGUGUGGUCGAGCUCAUGGAGCAGCGGCGCGGGCGAGCUGCGGCUGCAGUUCCGCAGCGCGGGCGGCGGCGGCGUGCUGCUCGCCUCCAGCCGGCUGCUGCUCGAGCUGCGCGGUGGCACUCUGAUCCUAACCCGUCUCUCCCCAACGGGCUCCAUCCAAUCCCGCGUGCAAUCACCAACCCCUCUAUGCGACGGGCAGUGGCACUCGGUGGCGGCGCGGCUGGCCCCCGCGGCGCUGGCCGUGGACGGGGGGCCCGAGGUCCGGGACUCGGGGGGACUGACGCCGCUGGUCGAGACCGUGGCGCCGCCGGAGAAGCUGUAUAUUGGAGGGCUGCCAGAGGGCGUGCUAGACGGCGUGGGCAGCCGCGAGAACUUCAGGGGCUGCAUCCGCGACGUGAGCGUGGGCGGCGAGCAGCGGGACUGGACCGACAUGGAGUCCAUACACAACGUGCUGCUCGACUCGUGUCCUGUGGCGCAGUGACCGGGUGGCUAGAGGAAUGAGGACUAGCUAUGUGU